Phlebotomus papatasi is the source of this 3137-nucleotide messenger RNA. RefSeq names its product polynucleotide 5'-hydroxyl-kinase NOL9. Gene Ontology annotation, molecular function: polynucleotide 5'-hydroxyl-kinase activity. Gene Ontology annotation, cellular component: nucleus. The transcript is spliced from 3 exons. NCBI's taxonomy places the organism in Eukaryota, Metazoa, Arthropoda, Insecta, Diptera, Psychodidae. Bases 153 to 3053 code for a protein of 966 amino acids. The record is from RefSeq and is a predicted model, not a curated record. Gene Ontology annotation, biological process: cleavage in ITS2 between 5.8S rRNA and LSU-rRNA of tricistronic rRNA transcript (SSU-rRNA, 5.8S rRNA, LSU-rRNA).
GAUUCGGAGGGGAAGUCCUCAGUACGGUAUUUCACGUGUUCUGAAGAAAAACGUGGUUAAUUUUGCUUAAUUUUCAGUGGUAUUUUCGUGUUUUUCCUGUGAAGUAAGUGGUUGAAGUGAAAAUUCAACUCCUCUAGGAGUUUUUUUGAGCAAUGGGUAAGAAAAAGAAUAAGAACCAAGCCCUUGGGAUGGGAAACAAAUCUCCUACUGCGAAAGCUAAGAAAGCUGGGAAGAACAAGGUGAAGAAUGGAUUUGGACAGAAAAAAGGCAAAUUUGAAAGCAGUCCUGGUAUUUCUGGGGUUUCUGGGGUGUCUGAAGGGAAGCCUUCACAAGAAUUUUCCAAAAAGAAACAGAGGAAGAAGUUAAAGAAAGAGAAACAGAAUCAGACAAAUCAGAUGCCUAAGAAACCGGUUCCGGAAGGUGUCAAUGGAACCGGUAGCAAGGAUUCUAAGGAUACCCUUGCUGGGUCCAUGAAGAGACAGAAGAAAGAGGGAUUGAAGGGACCAAAGCCAAAGAAGAUCAAGAAGAAAGCGACUCAGCCAGGUCAGUUUGUCAAAGCAAACAUCAGUCCGGAAAAGGAGGUAGAGCGUCUUCCGGAGAAGGUUCAGAAGAAGAAGAAAAAGAAGGGAAAGACUGGGAAGGGCGAGAAGGGUCAGAAAUCUUUGGAGAUUGCUGUGUGUGAAGAUGUGUCAAAGGAGAAUUUAGGAGAUUCAGACAAUUGCUUCGAUGAUCCCUAUCAGAGAUUUCUUGGUACAUUUCUGGAUUCUUCCGGAGAUGAUUACAGUCAGUACUCGAGCUCUGAUGACUACGACAGCUUCAGUGAUGAAGAAAUUGACGAAGAAUUCUCCACAGAUACUGAUUUUUCCGAGAAUGAGGAAGAAGAAUCAUUGUAUUCUGAUGAUUCUGAGGAUUUGGAAGAUUCCUCAGAUGAUGAUGUGGAGUAUUUUCCUGGAGAUCAAUAUGAUGAUGUGAUUUUGAGGAAAGGAGAGGCAAAGUACAGAGAAAUCCCGAAAUCUGUUCAAUUUUCUGAUGAAGCUGUGUCAGAAAUUAUUGAAUAUUUCUCUGAUGAAGGGGAAAUCAGGAAGGAAGGGCAGCCACAGAAGACAGUGGAUCAAUCUCUGGACACUAGCAAGGCAGUGAUACAGGCGGGAAGUGUUCAGCUGGAUGGGAAACCGGCUAAGAAAAAGCCUGAAGCUUCCAAAAUGAAGAAAGUUGUUUGUUCGAAAAACUGUUCACAUGAGCACAUUCCCUGCCCCAAGAAAUCCUCCAAGGAGAGUCCUCUCAACUCCCUGAAGUUCAAAGAAACUGAAGAAGUGACUAAUAUCGAGGCUUCCAUGGAAGUAGACAAGGAAGACGCAGGAAAACCAGAAGAAGAUACAGAAGAAAUCCCUGAUCUGGAAGCAAGUGAUUUGAGGGAUGAAGAUGACAGCCAGGAGGACGUAAAGUUCUACAAUGCCAUUGAUUCCUAUCAUGUCCUCCUGCACCUGAAAGAAACCAUCAGUUUCCAUGGAAAUCUCAGCAUUAAAUUGGUCGCCGGAGCGGCUUCUAUUUUGGAAUACACUCUCGAUCUCAAUGAAAGAGUCACUGCCAAUGCUCCCAUUGGGUACUCAUCUGUCAACAUUACGCCAAAACCGUCAAAUCCGGAGGAAUACUGGAGAAAAUCCCUCGAGAAGGACAACAAAUACCUUAAAGAGAUAUUUUUCGAAUCUGACCUGAAAGAAAUUGAGGAGAAUUUGAAGCCGUCCCAGGCAGUUUUACUGCUCAAUAAGAUCACGAACAAUCGUGUAAAAAUGGUUGAGAAGUAUUCGGCCAAUCGGGUAUUCCCCAAUAUGAUCACUUACAGAAAACCCAGACCUUUCGCUUCUUCUGAAUUCAUCCUCCAGUGUCGCUUCAGUUCCAGCAGCAGGAACAAUUUCCAGGUGAAUCCCAAAUGGCAGGAGAUCUCCGUGGAUGAAAAUAGUCGCAUCAUGACAAUUGGAGGGAAGAAUGUCGGGAAAUCCAGCCUCAUUCGGCACCAGAUUAACAAAAACUUAAAGAAGUUCGGGAAAAUCCUCCUGAUUGACCUCGAUAUUGGUCAACCUGAGAUUUCCCUGCCACAAACAGUGUCUGCUACGCUCCUGGAUCGUCCAAUCCUCGGAAUGGCAUGCUUUAUGGAGCAGCAGCCUGAGACUAGUCGUCUCUUUGGAGACCUCAAUGUGGCCAAUGAUCCCGCGAAGUAUUACAAUAGCGUCCUCGAUCUUCAGCAGGAUAUCUCCAGCAAGGAGGAAUUCCAGAGUAUUCCCUGGUUUAUCAACACAAUGGGAUAUGCCAAGGGAAUAGGAAUGGAACUAAUGAUUGCCCUCAUAGGCCUCUUUAAACCCAGCCAAAUCCUCCAGAUUGACCAUGAAAUCCAAUUGGAGAAUUUUGAAUGCGAAUUCAGCAAGAAAUUGGUCGAUGACUGGGAAUGGCAGCUCUUGGAUAAUGUCUCUCUGCCUUCUCGGGAAUGUUCAGACUUCAAAGUCCUUCGCUUUCCCACGAUGGUCAGUGGGAGUUUGUCAGAUGACAUCAGGAGGUCCAAGGCAUCAGAAACCAGGCAGAUAAGCAUUCUAGCUCACUUAGGAGGAGCCCUUGGGGACGAUUGUGACUGGAUAACGCAAUCCCAGCCUGUUUGCGUGCCUCUGGAUAAAAUCACACUUCUCAAUUUGACUGACGAAGAUAUUGAUGAGCAACAUAAAUGGGAUUUGAUAAAUGGCAAUUUAGUGUAUCUCUGCAACAAUUCCUUUGAGAAUCCAAAGGUCUUUGGAUUGGGUAUCGUCAGAGGGAUCGAUAAUGCCCUGCAAAGUCUCUAUCUUCUGCCUACAACACGACAAAAUCUCAAUCAGGUGAAUUCCCUGGCCGUUUGUGCGAUUACGCUUCCACCUCAGCUGAUUCUCAACCAGAGUUCAAGUGUUCAGGGAGAACUACCCUAUGUCUACAACACAGAUGAAGCCAUUGGGUCCAGAAAUGUCGUUGGGAGGGCUUUCAGGGAUGAGAAAGCCAUCGCCAACAUGUACAGCAAGAACACCAUUGAGUAAAACUUUUGUUAAUUAUGAAUUAUUUUGACGAACAUAUUUGAUGAAAUAUAUAAUACUACUACUGAUAUUAAGAUAUAAUAAAAA